GCGCGCGUGCCUGCCGGACCCUCCCAGGUCCUUCUGGACUCUUGCAGACUCACCGUCGGGGUCAGACAGCUGGUUUAAAACCCCGCAGCCAGAAGACCCGACGUCAGUUUCUUCCUAGAAGUGAGUUAGCGGAGUUUGCUUGGAGUUGUUCGGAUGCUGAUGCGCGUUGAUCCGCGGGGACUUCGGUCAUAAAGUUUUCUCUUUGCUUCAGAACUUUCUCAGUUUGGACCUGAGCGCGGCCAUGGCGGAGGGAGAUUACUACACGAUGGGGAACAGGCAGCGGUUUCCUCGGGAUCCAUUCGGGGAGUUCAGGGAUCAGUCUCCGUUCCGGGACCAGAUCGCGUCCCGGUUCAUGGACGAGGACUUCGCAAUGCCGCAUUUCCCGGAGGACUUGUCGAUGGACUGGCCGGGAUGGGCUCGACCCGGGCGGCUCGGGACGCGGCUCAGCUCCUCGCCCUUCAGCAGCAGUUUGCGCUCCGGGUUCCCUCAGCGCCCGGGUUCCGCCGGCCCCGGCGGACCCGCCCUCUACACCAGCCGAUACGGAGAACCGUCGUCCCGCAGCUCGCCGAUCACCACCGGCGGGGAACCGUGGAAGGUCUGCGUCAACGUCCACAGUUUCAAACCAGAGGAGCUCAACGUCAAAACCAGGGACGGGUUUGUGGAGGUUUCAGGGAAACAUGAAGAGAAGCAGGAAGAAGGAGGAAUCGUGACGAAGAAUUUCACAAAGAAGAUACAAAUCCCCCUGGACGUGGACCCUCUGACUGUCUUCGCCUCGCUGUCCCCUGAGGGCGUCCUCAUCAUCGAAGCUCGCCAGACGCCGCCGUACGACCUCUUCAGCGGCGAGCUCCCUCAGAGCGGGGAGCCCCCGGAGACGGACGUCCUGAAGCCCCAGGAAGCCGCAGCGGUGUGAGACCCUCGGACUCUGAAACGUUGACAUGGAAGCUGCUUUGCGAUUUUGUAUUUUAUCUGAUUUACUGAGAAUA
Synchiropus splendidus (mandarinfish) is the source of this 983-nucleotide messenger RNA. RefSeq names its product heat shock protein b8 (gene hspb8). Gene Ontology annotation, cellular component: nucleus; cytoplasm; protein folding chaperone complex. The record is from RefSeq and is a predicted model, not a curated record. Gene Ontology annotation, biological process: cellular response to unfolded protein. NCBI's taxonomy places the organism in Eukaryota, Metazoa, Chordata, Actinopteri, Syngnathiformes, Callionymidae. Gene Ontology annotation, molecular function: protein homodimerization activity. The transcript is spliced from 3 exons. The coding region runs from base 242 to 910 and encodes 222 amino acids.